Molecule: messenger RNA, 1969 nt
Organism: Trichogramma pretiosum
Lineage: Eukaryota; Metazoa; Arthropoda; Insecta; Hymenoptera; Trichogrammatidae
Product: peptidyl-prolyl cis-trans isomerase CWC27 homolog
Exons: 8
Coding region: 426-1910 (494 amino acids)
Biological process (GO): protein peptidyl-prolyl isomerization; protein folding
Cellular component (GO): catalytic step 2 spliceosome
Molecular function (GO): peptidyl-prolyl cis-trans isomerase activity
Source: RefSeq, a predicted model, not a curated record
GUCGCUAUAUGCUAUCCUACGGCUUUCGCAUUAUAAUAGACCUGCACAUAAUCGAAAACAAACUUUGUAUAUAUAUGUAUAUAUGCUAGAGCUAGCAGACGACUCGACUUGCAGUUAUAAGCUACUACCCUACCAACGAGGUCGCGCGCUUUUUUUCUGUAAAUUGUUUACUCGCAGGCCAAAGCUCUGAUUUAUGUUCACGUGUUUGCGUCGUUGACUUGACGUGCCUACUCCAAAUAGCCCUACGACUAAAUUAUCUUAUCGAUCGGAUGGUACUUGGGCUGCUUCGAGUGCUGUGUUUCGAAAGUAUACUUGUAAACAUUUUAUCGAGCAUGUGAGCAGAACUGCGCAACGAAAUCGACACACGACUUUGCCUAGGCUCAAGGUUGCAUUAGUCCUUCACCCUUCGAAAAACAACUAAAACAAUGAGUAACAUUUACAUUCAAGAACCGCCCACUUCGGGAAAGGUUGUCAUGAAAACAUCCGUAGGAGAUAUAGAUAUUGAACUCUGGGCCAAAGAAACUCCCAAAGCGUGUAGAAAUUUUAUACAACUAUGUAUGGAAGGUUAUUACGACGGUACACUGUUUCAUCGCAUUGUAAAGGGAUUCAUAGCUCAGGGAGGUGAUCCCACUGGCACAGGGGAAGGCGGUGAAAGUAUCUAUGGAGAACCUUUCAAAGAUGAAUUUCAUACGAGGUUACGCUUUGUCAGGAGAGGCUUGGUGGCUAUGGCAAAUGCUGGAAAGGACGAUAAUGGAUCUCAAUUUUUUUUCACUCUUGCUGCUACACCUGAAUUACAAAACAAGCACACCAUAUUUGGAAAAGUUACUGGUGAAACUAUUUAUAACAUGAUAAAACUCGAAGAUGCUCUUGUUGAUGUGAAUGACAGGCCUCAGUACCCACAGAAAAUUAUAAAGACUGAAAUUUUAAAUAACCCUUUUGACGAUAUUGUGCCAAGAACAGUUCCAAAGAAGAAAACUGAUGAAGGAAAAAAGAAAAAGAAAAAGAAAGGAGUCAAAGAUUUUAAAUUACUUUCUUUUGGUGAGGAAGCAGAAGAGGAAGAAGAAAUGUCUAUAGAAUUAAGUAAAAAAUUUAGUACAAAGAGUAAAUCAGCUCAUGAUAUUUUAUCGGAUCCAAAAUUAAGUUCCGAGCCUAUUCUUGCAGAUGAUGAGCCUGCAAGUAAAAAAUUUAAAGAAAGUGAUGAUGUCGAUGGAAGUAGUGAUGAGAAAAGUGAUAAUGAAGAUAAUGUUAAACUAAAAGAAACAAAAGACAUGACAGACAGAAUAAGAGAGAAAUUAAAAAGCUCAUCAAAAAAGACCGCUGAGGUAAAAAAAACAAUACAAAAACCUGAAUUGGAGAAAAAUGAUGAAGAAUCCGAAGAAGAGUACUAUUUUGGUAAAGAACGAGACGAUGAACGUAAAAAAGAAAUUGCCAAAAUAAAGAAAGAGUAUCGAGAAAUCAAGCGUCAAAUGAGAGAUGAAGAUAAUAAAAAAUUGGAAAUUGAAAAAAAGAAAGAAGAUAAAAAGAAUAAAAAAGUCUCGAAUUCUGAAAUGGUACAAGAGUUUCAUAAAACUCAAGAAGAGUAUAAAGAAAGAUUGUCGAAAAUUCCCAAAAAAGGUGUAUCUAGAGAAGAUUUUACCUUGGAUAUAUUGAAAAAAUUCCAAAGUAAAAUAAAUGAAGCAAAAGAAAAAUUAGGAGAAGAAGCUAGCAGUAGUAAAGAAAAGACUGACGACGAUGACGAUGAUUUAAAUAGCGAUUCUUUAUUGGCUCACACGCUUCAAUGCGAAGAAAAAAAUCCAGUAUUAGCUAAAGACGCAAGUACGAAAAAUGAUGAUUGGUUCGAAAUAUACGAUCCUAGAAAUCCGUUGAAUAAACGGAGAAGAGGUGAAAAGGAGAGAUCUAAAAAAAAGUAAUUAUAAAAUGAAAUGAUGAAAAUUGUAAAUUUUGUAUAUUUACAUUAAAUUUAUUUUUU